CAUUUGAGCCGCUUUGCGACUACUCUCCUUCGCUCGUUCCCUGUUUCUUCCUUCUAUCCUCUACAGCGGAGCUUGAACUCAAGACACGAGCUUCUCUUCCUUGUAAGAUACGUGGCAGAGGUAGCCAUGACGGUUUCCGGGAUUUAUCGUCCUCCUCUGUUCAGUAUAGCCCCAAUGAUGGAAUGGACCGACAAUCAUUACAGAACUUUUGCACGUCUCAUAACAAAGCACGCAUGGCUUUACACAGAGAUGUUAGCUGCUGAAACCAUUGUUUACCAAGCAGGAAAUCUGGACAGAUUCUUGGCAUACUCUCCGGACCAGCAUCCUAUCGUUCUUCAAAUCGGUGGUAGCAACUUGGAAAAUCUGGCCAAAGCAACCAAACUUGCUAGUCCUUAUGGCUAUGAUGAGAUUAAUUUCAAUUGUGGAUGUCCGAGCCCAAGAGUAGCUGGGCGUGGUUGCUUUGGUGCUCGUCUUAUGCUAGAACCGAAGUUUGUAGGAGAGGCUAUGUCUGUCAUCGCUGCCAAUACCAAUGCAUCCGUCACUGUUAAAUGUCGGAUUGGUGUUGACAAUCACGAUUCAUAUAACGAGCUUUGUGAUUUCAUCUAUAAAGUUUCUUCACUAUCUCCAACUAGGCAUUUCAUCAUACAUUCACGAAAGGCAUUGCUGCGAGGUCUUAGCCCGACCGAUAAUCGGCGAGUUCCUCCCUUAAAAUACGAGUACUUCUAUGCACUUUUGCGUGAUUUUCCAGAUUUGAAGUUCACGAUAAAUGGAGGCAUAAACUCCGUGGUUGAGGCAAAUGCUGCAUUGAAGGCGGGAGCUCAUGGUGUUAUGGUCGGCCGGGCUGCAUACAACAAUCCAUGGCAGACCUUGGGACAUGUUGACACUGCAAUUUAUGGAUCUACAAGCAGCGGAAUUACCCGGCGACAGGUUAUCGAGCAAUAUCAAGUCUAUGGAGACUCUGUUCUCGGAAAAUAUGGGAAAGGUCGGCCAAGUCUCCGUGAUAUCGCGAAGCCAUUACUCAACUUCUUCCACUCGGAGCCCGGGAAUAGCCUGUGGAAGCGUACAGCUGAUGCUGCUCUCCUGCACUGCACGACGGUGAAAUCGUUCUUGGAGGAAGCUCUGCCAACAAUACCUGACUUCGUUCUCGAUUCAUCGGUUGUGAAAGAGCAAUCUGGCCGUGAAGACCUUUUUGCCGACGUACAACGUCUGUUGCCUCCUCCGUACGAAAGAACAGAACAGAGCAUCGUCCAACAUGUUUAUUAGUUUUGCCUGAAGAAACGUAUAAUUCUUGAUAAGAAAGAUACAUUGCGUAUUUUUGUCAAAACAAUACUUUUACACCUUGAAGUUUUUUAAUUUUAAAUAAAAUAUGGUUCUUGAUUAGAACACAUUAUUUAA
Molecule: messenger RNA, 1395 nt
Organism: Tarenaya hassleriana
Lineage: Eukaryota; Viridiplantae; Streptophyta; Magnoliopsida; Brassicales; Cleomaceae
Product: tRNA-dihydrouridine(20/20a) synthase
Exons: 13
Coding region: 127-1263 (378 amino acids)
Biological process (GO): tRNA dihydrouridine synthesis
Molecular function (GO): flavin adenine dinucleotide binding; tRNA dihydrouridine synthase activity
Source: RefSeq, a predicted model, not a curated record